UAUGAAGUUAUGGAUGAAAGCCAUUGCUGAUCAACUUACUAAGCUUGGUGCACGAAUGAAUGAUUUGGAAUCACCAAGCAGACUCAAACCUUUGAGGGGGCGGAUGUUUGAAGAAGAAGAAGAAGAGGAGUAUUCGGAUGGAAGAAGUAAUGGAAGGAGGCAAAGAGAUGAAUCAAGAAAAGACAGUCAUUUGGGAAGUAUUAAGAUGACAAUCCCUGCAUUCCAAGGUAAAAAUGAUCCUGAAUUAUAUUUAGAAUGGGAGAGAAAGGUUGAACAUGUGUUUGAAUGUCAUAAUUAUUCCGAGGAGAAGAGGGUUAAACUAGCCAUUGUUGAGUUCCAUGAUUAUGCUAGUAUUUGGUGGGAUCAAAUGGUGACUAGUAGACGUAGAAAUGGGGAGAGGCCUAUUGGUACAUGGGAUGAGAUGAAGGCUGUCAUGAGAAAAAGGUUUGUACCCAGCCACUACUAUAGAGAUUUGCACAGAAAAUUGCAAAGUCUAACUCAAGGCUCCAUGAGUGUGGAAGAUUACUAUAAGGAGAUGGAAAUAGCCAUGAUUAGAGCCAAUGUUGAAGAAGACCGAGAGGCAACUAUGGCUAGAUUCAUUGGAGGUUUAAAGAAGGAGAUAGCUGAUAUGGUAGAAUUGCAACAUUAUAUAGAGAUGGAGGAUUUGCUGCACAAAGCUAUUCUAGUGGAAAGGCAAUUGAAAGCUAAGAGUACUUCCAAAUUUACUACUAGUUCCUCAUGGAAAUCGAAUUGGCAAAAUAACAAAUCUGUGUCAAAGCCAAAAGAAGAUGCAAAGGCCAAAAAUUCGAUUGCUGCACCUAAAGGUAAAAUGGAAACUAAUUCAUCCUCUAGAUCUCGUGAUAUCAAAUGUUUCAGGUGUCAAGGAGUUGGACAUAUUGCUUCUCAAUGUCCAAAUAAAAGAGCCAUGAUACUGCUGGAUAAUGGAGACAUAGAGAGUGUGAGCUCAAGUGAUGAUGACAUGCCACCAUUGGAGGAUUGUAGUGAUGUUGAAGUUACUGAACCUGUUGUUGGAGAUGUGCUUGUUACUAAGCGUGCUCUCAACAUGCAACCUAAGGCGGGUGGUAAUGAGGAGCAACGUGAGCAUAUAUUUCAUACAAGAUGCCAUAUAAACGACAAGGAAUUUGGUGAUAUUUUUCCUGAAGAAAUUCCCCAUGGAUUACCUCCUACAAGAGGUAUUGAGCAUCAGAUUGACUUAAUUCCAGGUUCUUCAAUCCCAAAUAGACCAGCCUACAGAACAAGUCCAGAGGAAGCAAAAGAAAUUCAAAGGCAAGUAGAUGAGUUGCUGCAAAAAGGAUUUGUGAGGGAGAGUCUUAGCCCGUGUUCUGCUCCUGUGAUCUUGGUUCCGAAGAAAGAUGGGACGUGGCGCAUGUGUACGGACUGCCGAGCCAUAAAUAAAAUCACUGUAAAGUAUCGAUAUCCUAUCCCUAGAUUGGAUGAUAUGCUUGAUGAAUUGCAUGGUUCGUGUGUGUUUUCUAAAAUAGAUUUGAAGAGUGGAUACUAUCAAAUUCGCAUGAAAGAAGGUGAUGAAUGGAAAACUGCUUUUAAAACAAAAUAUGGUUUAUAUGAGUGGAUGGUGAUGCCAUUUGGCUUAUCUAAUGCACCCAGCACCUUCAUGAGGUUAAUGAACCAUGUUUUGCGUUCUUUCAUUGGGAAAUUUGUUGUAGUGUAUUUUGAUGAUAUUUUGAUUUAUAGCAAAACCUUAGAUGAACAUGUUAAUCAUUUGCAUGUUGUUCUUAAUGUUUUGAGAGAAAACAAAUUAUAUGCUAAUCUUAAAAAGUGUUCAUUCUGCCAUGAAUCUAUUGUGUUUUUGGGUUUUGUUGUAAGCUCGAAAGGAAUAAGUGUGGAUGAGGAGAAGGUAAGGGCAAUUAGAGAAUGGCCUACACCUAAGAAUGCAAAUGAGGUAAGAAGUUUUCAUGGUUUAGCAAGUUUUUAUAGAAGGUUUGUAAAGAACUUUAGUUCUAUUGCUGCACCUUUGAAUGAACUUGUUAAAAAGAAUAUUGUG
This is a messenger RNA of Phoenix dactylifera (date palm), 2023 nucleotides long. The record is from RefSeq and is a predicted model, not a curated record. NCBI's taxonomy places the organism in Eukaryota, Viridiplantae, Streptophyta, Magnoliopsida, Arecales, Arecaceae.